AUGGUAGAUAACCCAUUCAUUCCAAGAAAUGUAGAUCAAGCUUUGACUUACAACAAUGAAACUCCACAUCAAACACGUUAUGGUCAUAACAAUCACCAUAUCGAAUUAGGGGAUUCAAACGAAUGUGCUAUGCCAGCUUUAUUAAUAAAUAAUCCUCAGCAAUUUAAUACACCUAAUGCGAAUAGUCAAUUCUCAAACAUGAGGAAUACAAAUCAAUUAGCCACAUUGGAUAUAGGAAGUCUCAGUAGACCUCAAGGAUCAACUAAAGGGCAAUUGGUAAACACAAAUCAACAGCAAGAUUUAAUUCAAUUAAUACAACAAACAAUUCGAAAUGAAUUAAAUAAUCAACAAAAUAGCCAAUUUCCACGCAACUACAACCGCUACAACAGAAACAAUUACAAUGAUGGAAAUAAUCGUUACAAUCGAAAUAGUGGCAAUAACUUUAGGACAUAUAACAACGAUACACAGAAUCAAUCUAAAGAUAAUGAUCAACAACCAGUACAACAACAAAAGCAGUCAAAAAACUGA
This is a messenger RNA of Rhizopus microsporus ATCC 52813, 528 nucleotides long. RefSeq lists its product as uncharacterized. NCBI's taxonomy places the organism in Eukaryota, Fungi, Mucoromycota, Mucoromycetes, Mucorales, Rhizopodaceae. Bases 1 to 528 code for a protein of 175 amino acids. The transcript has a single exon. The record is from RefSeq and is a predicted model, not a curated record.